Messenger RNA from Durusdinium trenchii, 381 nucleotides. The record is from the annotation of a GenBank genome assembly. Lineage: Eukaryota; Dinophyceae; Suessiales; Symbiodiniaceae.
AUGGAGAGAGAGAGAGAGAGAGUACUCAAGAGGCCGCACCCGCGGCGCAGCCAAAUUUUGAGUGCCAGAUUCAGCUGUCCGCGGCUUGUUUAUGCGCUCGAGGUUGUCUUUCUGCGCCCGGCAGAGGACACUGCAUUCCUCCGAGGGCUUAAUAGCAAGGACAUGCAAGGACAUUCGAGCCGCUUUCAGUUCGUAGCCAUGUCGAUGGUCAACAUUCCUUCCACAAACACCGACCCUCAGUACAGAAACAAGAUGCCGCGCUUGCAGGCAAAAAUUGAGGGGCGUGGCAAUGGAAUCAAGACGUGUAUUGUCAACACGGGCGAGGUACCGCGGGCCAUCAAACGUCCGCCGCAGUACGUGACGAAGUUCUUCGACAGGUAG